UCCAUUUCUAUCCUUCCCGGCCAGGGUCUUCAAACCCAAAGCAGUGAUAAGAUAAGCCCCAGACUCAGCUCUGUCCUCUCUUCUUCUUCUUCUUUCCCAAACCUCUUAAAUUCCGCCAUGGAAGCUUCUCUUAUAAGCUUUACAUCCUUCACACCUCCUCCUUCUUCUCAAAUUCUAACCCUAAACCGACCCACAAACCCGUUGUCCUUCUCUCUUCCCCGCCAUUCCACCAAUCAAACCCGCCAUUAUCGUGGUCUCAAGGUUGCCGCCGCCAUUUCCCGCACUAAGAAAGAAGAAACCGUCGAAACAGUCAAACAACAGCUCGAAGACUGCUAUCUAUUGGCUGGAAUCAAGUACAAAGGCUUCACCGUCAAGGAAUUUCAAGAACUCCGUCGAUCUCUUCCCGAAACCUCAAAACUCAUUGUCGCUAAAAACACGCUCGUUCUUAAAGCGAUUGAAGGGACAUCUUGGGAAGCUCUAAAGCCCUGUAUGAAGGGCAUGAAUGUUUGGUUAUUUGUUCACUCUGAGGAAAUUCCGGCCGCGAUUAAGCCUUAUAGGGAUUUCCAGAAGGAGAAGAAGCUCGAGGAUAAUGAUUUCACUGGAGCGGUUUUCGAGGGGAAAUUUUAUGGGCCGGAUGAAUUCAAGGCGUUAGAGACAAUGCCGUCGAGAGCGGAGGUUUAUGCUAAAAUGUUGGGUCUGUUGCAGGCUCCUGCGUCAAGCUUGGUCGGAACGAUACAGGCUCCGGCGAGGGAAUUGUUGAUGGUUUUGAAAGCAUACGUGCAGAAAUUGGAGGAGCAAGGCGGCGGCGGCGGGCAGUAAUGUACAUAGAAGAAGAGCUUCCAUUGUUACCUGUAAGUUAAUAUGAAAACCCCCUUCUGAAUUAGCUGCCUACAGCAAGAUGUAUGAUUGAUUUCCUUUUUUUUGGCCUCCUUGGGUUAUCAAUAUAAAGUUGUUAUGAGGAGAAAUAGUAACUCUAUGAGAAAUGAGCAUUGUAGAAUCGGUGUAAAGUUGAAAUUCAUUGUAAGCUUUUGAUUUUUCACAAGCCUAAUGAUCAAUUUAUAAGCUUUCCAUUA
Cucumis melo (muskmelon) is the source of this 1073-nucleotide messenger RNA. RefSeq names its product 50S ribosomal protein L10, chloroplastic. Gene Ontology annotation, cellular component: large ribosomal subunit. Bases 118 to 819 code for a protein of 233 amino acids. NCBI's taxonomy places the organism in Eukaryota, Viridiplantae, Streptophyta, Magnoliopsida, Cucurbitales, Cucurbitaceae. Gene Ontology annotation, molecular function: structural constituent of ribosome. The record is from RefSeq and is a predicted model, not a curated record. The transcript has a single exon. Gene Ontology annotation, biological process: translation.